This is a messenger RNA of Nerophis ophidion (straightnose pipefish), 2695 nucleotides long. RefSeq names its product WW domain containing oxidoreductase (gene wwox). The record is from RefSeq and is a predicted model, not a curated record. Gene Ontology annotation, molecular function: protein binding. NCBI's taxonomy places the organism in Eukaryota, Metazoa, Chordata, Actinopteri, Syngnathiformes, Syngnathidae. The coding region runs from base 162 to 1400 and encodes 412 amino acids. The transcript has 9 exons.
UGCGACUGACGUCACGGUGUUAUCGCGGAAGUGCCGGUGUCGCUACUUUGCUCGUCAGACUGUUGUUGACAUCGUGUAAAAGAGCUUAUAUUAUAUUCAUUGUUAGCCUUACGCAUUUUAUUUACUAUUUUCCCGCUGAAUUUUUUAAAAUUUUUUAUCCAAUGGCAGCUUUGACUUACGCUGGUAUGGAUGAUACUGACAGUGACGAGGAGUUACCUCCCGGAUGGGAGGAAAGAUCGACAAAAGACGGAUGGGUUUACUAUGCAAACCACGAUGAGAUGAGGACGCAGUGGGAACACCCCAAGACUGGAAAGAAGAAGCGCUGUGCUGGAGAUUUACCAUAUGGAUGGGAGCAGGAAACCAAUGAAAAGGGUCAAAUCGUUUAUGUUGACCACAUCAAUAAGCGGACCACGUACUUCGAUCCCCGCCAAGUGUUCACCGUGGAGGACAUGAUGGUAAAGCCCAAGCGCUACGAUGGCAACUCGACCGCUUUGGAAAUCCUACAAGGUCGUGACCUCUCUGACAAGGUGGUCCUGAUCACUGGCGGCAACUCUGGCAUUGGCUUGGAAACGGCCAGGUCCUUCGCUCUUCACGGGGCCCACGUCAUCCUGGCCUGCAGGAACCUGACCCGGGCCAACAAGGCUGUCCGAGGCAUCCAGGAGGAGUGGAACAAAGCCCGAGUGGAAGCCAUGAUGUGUGACCUGGCUUCCCUCCGCAGUGUCAGAGAGUUUGCAGACUCCUUCAAAGCCAAGAAACUGCCCGUGCACAUUCUGGUCUGCAACGCCGCCGUGUGCUCUCAGCCCUGGACUCUGACCCAGGACGGCCUGGAGUCCACCUUCCAGACCUGCCACCUGGGCCACUUCCUGCUGGUCCAGUGCCUGCAGGAAGUGCUGCGGCGCUCCGUCCCCGCCCGUGUCGUGGUGCUGUCUUCCGAGUCCCACAGGUUCACCGACUUGUCGGACCCGUGCGGCAAGGUGGACAUGGCCCUGCUGUCUCCGGCGCGCAAGGACUACUGGUCCAUGCUGGCCUACAAUCGAGCCAAACUCUGCAACAUCCUGUUCAGCAACGAACUGCACCGCCGCCUCUCUCCUCACGGGGUCACCUCCAACGCAGUGCAUCCUGGGAACUUGGUCUACACCUCCAUUCACAGGAGCUGGUGGCUGAUGACCUUCCUCUUCACCCUGGGUCGACCUUUCAGCAAGUCCUUGCAACAAGCCGCCGCCACCACCGUCUACUGCGCCGUGGCCCCGGAGCUGGAGGGCGUGGGCGGCAUGUACUUCAACAACUGCUUCCGCUGCCUCCCCUCCUCCCAGGCGCAGGACCUCGCCGCCGCCGCCAGUUUGUGGGAGUCCAGCGAGCGCCUGGUGUCGUUGAGCUCGGCGGGGGUCCAGGCCCUCUGAGCCCCCGGAGAGGGCGUGGCUUGUCCGGGCGGGGACACAGGAAGUCGACCCCGGGGCGGGGGGUUGGGGGCGGCGUGGACACGUCCCAACACUCUGGCUUCCUUUUCUCUGCUUCCCAUAAUCCUUGUUUAGAAAAAAAGUCCCUUCAAAAUAAAACGCCAGACGUGGUCCUGAUGCGUCUCAUUGCGGUGAUUUUUGUGGUAAAUAUACGACAUUAGGGCCACACUAAAUAACACUAACCAGGGUGUUUGACGUGGAAAAAAGGCUGAUAAUACUUCCAAAAAAAAUACAAAAUUACAAGAAUAAAGUUUAAAAAAAAAAUUAAGUUAUUUUGUGGAAAACGAAGGUAAUAUUACAAUAUUUUUACAACAAUUAAAUGAGUUUGAUGGGCAAGUAUAGUAGGACUUUUUUGGUAAUAUUACAGCUCGAUCACCUAAAAUUUAAAUUUUUUUUAUUCUCGGAAGUUUACACCUUGAGUCUCCAAAAAACAACAACAUAAUAUUCAAUAAAAUCUAUUAUAAUUUUACAUAAAAUGUGUUUUUUUUCACAUAUUACAACUUCCACAAAAAAAAAAAAAAAUUCAACAUAGAAUCGAACUAAAAAAGACAUUUACUCUAAUUUUGUUUAUUUUUUUUGUAGUAUUACAACAAAAACAUUUGAUUUACUAAUCUUAAUAUUACUAAUAAUUAAGACUUUUUUUUAUUUUUUUAUUUUUUUUUACAAAAGUUCUGGACAAUGACAAAAAAAAAUCACUAUUACUCUAAAAAAUAAACAUUUAUUUUUUGGAGUAUAUAGUUGUAAUAUUAUGAGCAACUUCUUUCCAAUUAAACUUGAAAGCAUUUUUUUGUCCUCUCAUUUAGUGUGGCUCUAAAAUAUUAUUUCUUUUCUUAGGGGCGGGGUUAAAUCAUGAUCAUGUGACACUAUUGGUUCCAUACAUAAAUCUGCAAUAAUUACAGUUGUGUAAUUAUUAAUUAUGUCUGUACAAUAUCUACAACAUCCUGAUUUGUGCUAAAGGGACGUCACUUCUUCUUUUUUUUUUUCCUUUCUUUUCCACUUUUCUAAAUGAAUCACUUUGAAAUAUUAAUAAACUAGAUUGGAGGUAUCGGGUUUGGAAUAGCAAACAUGUUUAGAGGAGUCCUGGGUUCUGGUUUCCUGCCCUGGCGAAGUUUUGGAUCUGCUGGGAGACGUUGUGCUUAGUGGCAGUCUGCUGGAAGCUUCCAGAAGGACAUCUGUGGACGAAACCAGGGACAACUUAGUCACACCUAUUCAGCAGAAUAAAAAAAAGUUAACAAGAA